Molecule: messenger RNA, 2456 nt
Organism: Mercenaria mercenaria
Lineage: Eukaryota; Metazoa; Mollusca; Bivalvia; Venerida; Veneridae
Exons: 8
Coding region: 172-963 (263 amino acids)
Source: RefSeq, a predicted model, not a curated record
UUACUGACUCAUAAAUUCUAACAAUUGAAAACUAUUUUGCAUAAAUCAAACAAAUAAGUAUGAAAAGUCCAUUUAGCAAGUUUACAAUCUAUCCAAAUGUUUGUGGAGUAUUCAGAAUCAUAAUUUUGUGAUGAUCUUUUAAGUAAAGACAAGCCAUGACGUAGAAGAAUAAUGUUGGCGUUUGUUUAUGUUGCGUUUUUGCUGGCCGCUAGGACAACAGUUGUUUAUAGCUUGAAUUUCACUUUGUCAAAGCCACGAGUUGUAUUAAGAGAUACGGGGAAACUCUUAAUGUCAUGUCAUGUUACAGAAAAUGAUGUUUCUAGCGUAUAUAACAUACAAAUACGGCGAGAAAAAAAUCCAGGGUGGGACACGUUAGCAAUUGUUGACACAAGUGAAAAUAAAUCUCCGACUUUAGGUAAAGGCAUUGUUGGUGACAGGGAUAUUGUUGUCAGAGGAAUAUUAGAUACGGAAUUCCCACACAAAACUCAUCUAACUUUAGAUAUGAACAUUUUGGAAAUGAUAUCGGAUGAUGCUGGAGUAUAUAGAUGUGAGAUGACCUAUAAAAGUAGCAUUACAGGGAAUGUAGACACCGUAGAAAGAAACGCUACGCUUUUAAUUGACGGUGCGGAAAGGAUAUCAAAUGUCUCCAAAGAAGCCGACAAUAAAGCAGAAGUACGAGCAGAUAUUUCAGACAACGCACAGCAAUGUACCGAAUGUGACGCCGGAAACUAUUCAGUGACUGUCGGUGCAAUCUUGGGUGUAACAAAUAGUUUGACAGUACUGUAUGCAGCUUAUUUAACGGCGGUUAUAAGAAGGUCACGAGAAAGGUCCUUUGAUGGAAGCUUAUGCCACGGAAAAUGUGAACCUGAACCUACUGCAACUGUUGCCAAACAGGGUCUGGCUGUUGAUCAACAAACUUACUCUGUAAGCGACGAUGAAGACACUUACGAUUUGUCAAAAUAAACCGUAGCUAAGAACGUGCUAAACGGAGGUCGUCAACAAAAUUUUCACAUAGAUAUUCAAACCUUACAUCAUUGUUUACUUUUCCUUGAUGAGCGCAAUUUUUCAGGAAUAACUUACUAUAACUAGAGCAAAAUAGAUUCAAACGUGUGGAGUAUAACUUUCAGAAGGUCUAGCCACCAGUUCAGUUUCUAUAUAAAUACAAAAGUUAAUUAUGUUUUUGUUAAAGAUGGUAUCUAGUACACCAUGAGAUGUGCAGAAAUAAAUACUUCAUAUGUGAAGACGAUGUAACAACUACCGGAAGACUGCAUUCACUGGUUAAUCAUAACACAAAUUUCAAGGAUUAUUUUUGCAAAGAUCGGAAGAUAUACUAUUGCUGAGAUCUAAAAUAAUCGAACGAAAACAUCUUAAAGGAAGGCAUAUCUUUGCACUCUGGAUAAUGUGUUUGGUGUCAAAAGAACAAAACUAGCAUCGGGUUAAGAUCCCCCGUGAACUUCUGAAACUUAAUCCAAAAUAUAUUACUACUUUAUUUGCGAUAAAACUAACUGGCGGUGAAACGUGGAAGCACCAUUUUGAUCCAAAUAGAAUGAUUAAUAUGAACAAUCAAAUAAGCACAUGAGCCUUGUAAAUAAAGAAUGAAUGAAAGAUUGAGUGUUUAAACAUUAAUUCUAAAACUUAGCUUUAAAUUCCUGAUAGAUACGGUUAAAUUUCUGUUAAAUUGUCAUAUAUCAACGAUAUCGUUAUUUAGCAAUUUUAGUUAUGGUUGGCUCGGUUUAUAUAUGAAAUUACUAUAGAAUUUUAUUUCUGCCUACGCAUAUCUUUUUGUUGUUAAUGCAGAUGUAGCUAAGUAAGCGAUGUAUAUUAUUAUUUCUGCCUACGCAUUUUAUCUUGUUAGCAUACAUUUGUAAUGUAGAUGUUUAAUAUGUAGAAAGGCGAAUUCAGGAGCAGCCGAUACUGUAUAGUAAUUGUCACUUGUUUAAACCGAUUGAACGAUUGUUUUUACUUUACUUCACAUACAUGUGUAUUGAAAUAUAUAUUUCAUAUAUUCUAUAUAUUUCUAUUCCAACGUGUCCUUGUAUGUUUCACACGUUGAAUUUUUUAAAUAUAUACUGCUCGUAAAUAAUAAGCAAAUACAUUUGAAACUCGAUAUCUCGAGCCAGCUUAUCUCAAAAUUCCGGCUAUUUUGUAGACAUUUUCAAGUCCAGUCCCGGAAACACGUGCACAAAAUAUCAUUUUAAGUCAAAUUUCGGUUAUCUCGAAGUAAUACGCUCGAUCCGAGAAAUUUCGAGAUACAUGUACCGAGUUUCAAAUGUAUGGGUUUCUUUCCUCUAGUUUUAAAAACUAAAGUAAAUUGAUUUGUUUUCACAGAAUCAUUAUCAUAUAUCAGCUUCAGGAAAGAUAUUCAAACACCUUACAAAUGGAAGUCAACAUGAUAACAUCUAUUAGGCCCAUUCAACAAUAUGUUUCAAUAAAGUACUCAUUCUGUUCAUAUCUAA